Messenger RNA from Mercurialis annua (annual mercury), 1613 nucleotides. Its product is annotated as ankyrin repeat-containing protein BDA1. NCBI's taxonomy places the organism in Eukaryota, Viridiplantae, Streptophyta, Magnoliopsida, Malpighiales, Euphorbiaceae. Bases 77 to 1438 code for a protein of 453 amino acids. Gene Ontology annotation, molecular function: protein binding. The record is from RefSeq and is a predicted model, not a curated record. The transcript is spliced from 2 exons.
UAUAUGAUAAUAAAAUAGCAUUAUCUUUUCAUUCACUGCAUAAAAUUGCCUUGGUUUGGUAUGUAUUUACAAGGGCAUGACAAUAACACUGUUUCUACCCAAGAAAACUUCAUACGAGCACUUGAUCACUACAAUGGAUGCAAGGUUGUAUGAGGCCGCUCGAAGAGGAGACACGGAUCAUUUGCACCAAUUGCUUCAUGAAAACCCACUUAUUCUGGAGAUUGUCGAGAGUCCCCUUAUCAUCGCUUGUAUCGCUGGGAAAGUUGAAUUUGUCAAGGAGAUAAUAAGGUUGAAACCAGAGAUUGCCAAAGAAGCAAAUCAAGAUGGCUUUAGCCCCAUUCAUAUAGCUGCUGCUAAUGGCCAUGUUGAUAUUGUUAAUGAACUUAUGAAAGUUGACCCCAGCAUUUGUCUGCUAGAGGGAAGAGACAAAAUGACUCCCCUUCAUUAUGCUGCCAUCAAAGGGAAAGCUGAGGUCAUUGGUGUUUUGCUUUCCAGUUAUCCUGAAUGCAUCAACGCUGCGACUGUUCAGCUAGAGACGCCUUUGCACCUUGCUGUCAAAACUAACCAACUCGAAGCAACAAAGUUAAUGGUGGAUCGAAUCAGAGAAAUUAAGAAGGACGAAAUGUUCAACGUCAGGGAUGAGCAAGGCAAUACCGUCCUGCACCUUGCAGUCUGGAAGAAACAACGCCAGGUGAUAGAACUGUUACUUGACAGCAGAACAUGCCCAGGCUCGUUGGAAGUGAACGCCACGAACCAUUAUGGUCUCACUGCCUUGGAUGUGCUUCUGCUAUUUCAAAGUGAAGCAGGUGAUCGAGAAAUUCUUGAGAUCCUGCAAGCUGUUGGAGCUAGGAAAGCAAGAGACAUUGCCCUUUCAACUAUUCCUCAUAGUCAAACCCUUAGAGAUACAUGCACAGCCCCAGAAACAGAUCAAUCACAGCAAACUAGCGUAGAAGACUAUUUUAAAUUUAAGAGGGGAAGAGACUCUCCCAGCACAGCUCGUGACACACUAUUAGUCAUAGCUAUUUUGGUUGCAACUGCCACAUUCCAAGUUGGGGUCAACCCUCCCGGAGGUUUUUGGCAAGAUACAUAUAAAACAGACACAAAAAACAGCAGCAGCAACAUCCAGGCACACAAUGCAGGCGAGUCCAUUUUGGGCACUAGAAAUGUAAUUGGAUUUAGCUUAAUUAUGUUUUUCAACACACUAGGGUUUCUAGUGUCUGUCUUCAUGAUCAACAUCCUCACAUGUAGAUUUCCCUUGCAGUUUGAGCUGCAAAUAUGCUUGGCUGCAAUGUCUUUCACCUAUAACACUGCAUUAAUAAAUACUGCACCAGAUAAGCCAAGGCUCUAUGUCAUUCUAGUCAGUACAAUUCUAUGUUCACUAACACCAAUCCUCAUGAAGUGGGGCAGACGACGUAUAAGGAGCUUGAACAACGUCUAGCAACUUUCUCUUGCUUUCACCAAGUACCUUAUACUUUGUAGAGUGUAUGAAUCUCAAGUAAUUCAGGUUGUAUAGUCCGUAAUAUAUAUGAUAAUUUUGAGUUUCUUCUGCAUAUUAAAUAACAUGAUUGAGUAGUUGAGAAAGGCUUGCUAUGUCCUCUCUCAACUGUUCGAUA